GACAGCUGCUCUUUGACCCUCUGUUUCUCUUAAUGAAAUGAUUUCAGGUGUUGUGAAGGUGGAUUAUGGCGAUGUGUCAGCCAGGAAAGCGCUGAGAGAAGCCUUGAAGUGCAAACCCUUCUCGUGGUACCUGGAGAACAUCUACCCUGACUCGCAGAUCCCGCGGCGCUACUACUCCCUGGGAGAGAUCAGGAACGUUGACACCAACCAGUGUUUGGACAACAUGGGCCGCAAGGAAAACGAGAAAGUGGGCAUCUUCAACUGCCAUGGCAUGGGAGGGAACCAGGUGUUUUCCUACACGGCAGACAAGGAGAUCCGCACGGAUGAUCUGUGCCUGGACGUGUCGCGGCUCAACGGCCCGGUGACCAUGCUCAAGUGCCACCACAUGCGGGGGAACCAGCUCUGGGAGUACGAUGCUGAGAAGCUCACCCUGAGGCACGUCAACAGCAACCAGUGCCUGGACGGGCCGUCGGAGGAGGACAAGCUGGUCCCCAGCAUGAAGGAGUGUGCGGGCGGCCGGUCCCAGCAGUGGCUGCUGCGCAACAUGACGCUGGGGGCCUGAUGGCCCGGCCCCGCGGCUCCUGCCGACACGCAGCCCUCGGGCCUGCUGGAAACCUCUCACCCCCAGGAGGCCGCGGCCCCGCUGGAAACCACAGCCCUGUUGGAGGCCUCGUGCCCGCAGGUGGCCCGCCGACCAACAGAGCCGUGCUGUGUUGUUCUCCAGCAGGGCUCCACGUGCCCCCUUGAAACCUGUGACUGCUCAAAAGAAGUGCAUCGGAGCUUAUAAAUAUCAAAAUCUGCGCCGUUAGCAACGCGAAUGUCCUCGGUGACUGUUUCAGGAGAAACCUUUGUGAAAUUUGGUGGGAGAGGUUGGGUGGAGUGUGUUGGUGUGUGUGUGGUACAUGGUGCUGCAGAGCAGUGACACGGCACGAAAUGCCUUACGGAGCUGAUGGCACUGGGAACGACGGCCAGUGGUUCUGCAGCCUCCACGUGUUGGUACCUGGCUUUCCUGGCAGGGCGAUGGGAUGUUGGCAGUGGGGAAGCCCUGCAGUCGACAGGCCAGUGAGGCAGCGUGCAGAGUUUCUCAUGUCGAGAGACAGCGGCAUACCCACGUGUGUGUUUGAAACAGCAACAAAAUGGGGCACGUUCGUAAACUGAAAUUGAAUGGAACAACAAAAGAGACAUUGGAACAAUGCUAAGAAGGAGUGACACGCGUUGAAAUCUGCAGUAGGAAGACUGGGUUAGGGUUAGGGCCUGCAAUCUCACACCUGGCAGACUUAAAGGGUUUUUGCUGCUUCCACUCAAUUGGUCCUCUGUGAGAAACAGAGGCCAGGUGUCAGGCUGGACCCAACCUGCUGCUUUUGAGCAUCACUGUGUCCCUGCAUUCUGUGUGAAACGCAGUCAGGAGCGUUCCUCCAGGGAUCCCCUGUCACAGUGGGUAUAACUGUGGGUCGGGUCCAGCUCCAAUAGAGAUGGCAGAUGCUUAUUUAUAUUUUUAAUAAUUUUGUGGCUUAAUCAUUUUGCUUUGUUAGCAUGGUUAUUAAAGAAGCACUGAUGACACGUGGUCAUGUCGGAGGCAUCGCAGGAGCUAAUGUGUCAGCCUGUGGCUGGGUAUGGGAAGGUGACCUGUCCAUGUCAGUAUCAUUUCCGUUGGCCAUCACAGCAGAGAUUCACAUUAUUAUGGGCUAGUAUUCUCAUAUGUAGAUAGUAAAAAUUCGUAGGCCAAUUAUAUUUUCUAGAUACAUAUCAUUACGUGAAAUCUAGAAGCCUGUUCAAUUUGAGAAGUGUUUGCUGCGUGUGCAUGGGAGCUGCCAUGUCACAGCAGCUGGCACGUCCAUCCCGACAGCCCUGCUCAGAGCAGUCUCAGGCACUUCCAGUCUCACCUUAAAAUCCCCCCAGAACUGUUGAGUACGGCUUAAAAGCCAGCAAAACAGAAGACGGCUGUAAUCUUUCUUUGCAGGAACAGCAUACAAACAUCACAAACGUAAACACCAAUCUCCAUGCAGAUUUUCUUUUUUUAAAUUAUUUCUUUAUCUCCUUUCCAAGGGCUGUUCCGGAUGCACAGCCACUUAGGCUGGUGGGUGAUAUAUCCAGAUGCGUGGCUUUUGCUUGUCGUUGCAAAAGUAAAAGUUAUGGGAGGUCCUACAGCAUCCAUGAGCGUUAGGAGUGCGUGCUCAUGGUGCCAGCUGAUGGCUACCUCCAGUGUGACUGUGUCACUGUGUGACAGAGCAUCCCCAGUGCUGAGGUGGUGGCUGCUGCACCUCUUAGAGGCUGUGUUUGCACUGGGACGUUCUCCUGGCAUCGUUGCUUGAAGGUGGUGGUGAGAGGUGCAAGCAGUCUGCAAUUGGCUAGGCUUGAGGUGCAGUCUCAGAGUGGCUGAGGCUGAGAAAUUACAUUCUGACUUAGAAAAAAAGCACUGAAUUUAGCCUCAGGCACAUUGGGUGUUUCUGUUGGCUCGAAUCCCAGACCUACCUCCUUGAUGAAGGGUCAGAUCCUGGAUCUGCAUCCUUUGUGAGAAUGUGGAAAACCCCUAAGUCCUUCCAGAAGAAUUUCACAUAAACCUCACGUGUAGAAUGAGGCGGAAGUGGUGAGGGGCACCUUAAAUGCUGAUACAACAUCAAGGGUAACAAAUUGUGAUGUAGGAAAUGAAUGUAAGUUUCUGAGUGCUUGGACCCCCGUCUUUCCUCCGUCUCCUAAAUUUCUGUGUUUCCUUGGCAAAUAAUUUGAAAUCUCUCCUUCGGUUGUGUUCUCACAAAGAGCAGCACUCAGAGUCACAGAACACAUCUGAUAAGCAUGGUUCUGUUUGGUUCCCCGUUUACAAAAUACCUCUGAAGGGUAUUGGGAGGACUGGCUUCUAUUUGCACAAUGUGUUUAAAAUAAAGAGAACUCUAUGAAUACUAAAUAUAAUUAUUUUAUCAUUUUCACCAGAGAAUUGCUUCUAGACCUUGUGUUAAGAAUUGCACUGAUGAAGUGAGGGCCAGCCAUAGCGCAAGGGGUCAUCAGCACCCUGCGAGCCCAAGGAGACAGGAGAAUCGAGGCACAAGUGGGACCUGAAGCAUUGAGGUGUUGUGAUCUGCCCAGCUAGAUGAGUUUCUCUGCACACAUAUUUCCCAGUCACUAGAAGGAUUUGUUUCUUUGAAGAGCGUUUUGAAGGAGAGCUGUGUGCUUUGCUGCAAAGCUGUGCGUUCUGACUUUGUAUCUGCACCUUCUGGUUGUGUCUGCUGUGGGUGCUGGGCUGAGCCUCCAUGCUCCCUGGGGUUCUGUGCUGUCUAAAAGUCCUUGCAUUCCCCAUGUGGAACGACUUGGGGAGACAAAAGGAGUUGGUGAGCCCCAGUCUGUCCCAGCAGCAGGAGCUGAGCUGGGCUGGUGGUGCUGAGUGGGCACCAGCAACUUCCAUGGCUUUGUGUCAGCGCUGCUUCUUCAACACUUGAUCACUUCCAUCAAGAACCACUGCCCCAACAGGUUACCAGCCCUGUUUAUUUUCUCUUCUCCACAUUCAGGCCAGCUUGGUAAGUGUGCACUGAUGAACACCUGAUAGUUCCUGGGGGGAGCAUUGGGAUUGUGGGGGCUUUGGUGAAGUGGGGGAUGGCACAAGGCAUGGCAGCCUGCAGCCUUGCUUAGCAGCGCUCCUGGAUGAGGGCGAGGGUUAACUUCAAUUUACAAAGGCAGAUUGUGGAUAAAGAAUUGCACAUUUUAAAUGUUGUAACAGUUAUUAAAUGGCAUCCCGGUACUCUUUGCUGUACAUUUAAAUAUUUAUACAUUUUUGUAGAAUUAAAAUAUACUGGUUUAGUUUU
Messenger RNA from Meleagris gallopavo (turkey), 3794 nucleotides. Lineage: Eukaryota; Metazoa; Chordata; Aves; Galliformes; Phasianidae. The record is from RefSeq and is a predicted model, not a curated record.